Penaeus vannamei (Pacific white shrimp) is the source of this 1199-nucleotide messenger RNA. Lineage: Eukaryota; Metazoa; Arthropoda; Malacostraca; Decapoda; Penaeidae. The record is from RefSeq and is a predicted model, not a curated record.
GACCCUAUGCUGCAGGGCCUCAUAGGCAUGUGGAAGAGGGAGAGCUAUGUUGGCCUCUCCCACCGCGACAAGCUCCUGGCCAACACGAUCUACGGAUGUCUUGACACGUGGCUUGCAAAGUGCAACCUGAACCGAAAUCCUUGCAAGAACGAAGGAUACUUAGGAGAGGAUUGCACGUGCAUCUGCCCUCCAGGCUCCGAGGGACGACUCUGCGAAAUCGUCACUGGCGGAUAUUACGAUCACCUGAAGAGCCCUUGCAGUGUGGAAGUGAAAUAUCCGACCGUCAUUACUUCACCUAAUUACCCUAACCAUUACGACGCAGGUACCUGGUGCGUGUACCGCCUACAGGGCGAGGAGUGCCACGCCCCCCAGAUCACCAUCCACGACUUCCAGAUGGGACCGAGGGACUUCCGCGACCAGUGCUUCCACGACUACCUCGAGAUCCGAAACGACACCUCUAUGAUGGGGUCAUCAAAUGCGGGACGACGUGGCCCCGGGGCACGCGCUGGGUUCGCCUCAAGCAACACCAUGAUCCUCUACUUCAAGGGGGAGGAAGGAGGACAUCGAGGAUUCAAGGCCACGGUGUCCUUCAACCCGAUCCCCGGAUGUUGCAGGACGCACACCAACUCCUCGGCUUUCUUCCUGCACACGCCGGGGUAUCCCAACCCUUACAACGUCGAUUUCCACUGCACUUACGCUGUGCCGCCGGAAGCCCCAGCGAAGGUCGUGGUGUCCGUGGUGAAGCGAGGAGGCCGAGAGCGGAGACCAGUGGACCUGCUCCCUCCGGCUGUGCCAACCCCACGGCCGCUGCAACAGGCACUGUCGCGGACUGAGAAAACAGGGCCUUUCUCAAGAACAGACCAAAGAGGUGGUGCUGCCCAAUGUCGCCUCGUUGCACCAUCUGCAGUACAGCGGAGACCCGCCCCUCUUCAACGCAGAGUAUGCAGCUUAUCAAGUCGCUUUUGUAUUGGAGGAAUCGCCCUGCCACAAGAUCCUGACCGUGAACCGCACUGAACCGCAAGGCUGGAUCACCGUCGGCCCGCGGUUCUUCGAGCUGGUUCAGUGCGAGUGGUGGAUCGAGGCCGCGCGCGGAAGCCACGUCAAGCUGAGCAUCGUCGACCUCCAGCUCCCCGUCCACGAGGACUCCUACCUGGUCGUCAACGAGGCGGGGGAGCCCUCCUACCCCCCCGCCACGACCC